Messenger RNA from Volvox carteri f. nagariensis, 1422 nucleotides. RefSeq lists its product as uncharacterized. The transcript has 8 exons. The record is from RefSeq and is a predicted model, not a curated record. Gene Ontology annotation, molecular function: poly(A)-specific ribonuclease activity. Gene Ontology annotation, biological process: nuclear-transcribed mRNA poly(A) tail shortening. Gene Ontology annotation, cellular component: nucleus; cytoplasm; CCR4-NOT complex. Bases 1 to 1422 code for a protein of 473 amino acids. NCBI's taxonomy places the organism in Eukaryota, Viridiplantae, Chlorophyta, Chlorophyceae, Chlamydomonadales, Volvocaceae.
AUGCCGUCACUUGCCGUGAUGGCAGCAGCCGGCAAAACUUCCGCCCCCCAGCAUUCCAUUAGCGUCAUGACGUACAAUAUUCUGGCGCAAAAGUAUGCACAAAGCGGAUGGCACAACUACUGCCGAUCCCGCUACCUCAACUGGAAGUACAGAAAAGCGUUACUGCUGCAGGAGCUAGAGACGUACGACAGUGACAUCAUCUGCCUUCAGGCGAGUGAUGACGUGUCAGCGCUGUGGUUGUCGUCCACCGUCUCUUUCCCGCCCGAGGUGGAGGUGGAUGUGUUUUCCCGGGAGCUGCAGCCCCGGCUCGCGGAACGGGGUUACAGAGGCCACUACCUGGCACGAGCGUACGGCGAGAACGUACAGGGCCCGCUGGAGGGCGUCGCCCUCUUCUAUCGGACCUCCGUGUUUGAGCUGCUGCAGCAGCGCUCCUUCACCUUUUCUUCAGCGGACACAAACCCGCCCGCACCGCUGCUUCCCCCCGGCCUCUCAUCAUCGGACGGGGAGGAGGAUGUGGAGGCUACACCGGCUACAGCCGAUGCCAUAGCUGCGGACACGGCACCUGCUACAUCUGCUACAGGCAGCACUGCUGCAGCCACAGUCGCAGCUGACUCGGAGGCGGAUUCCGAUUUGGAGGUAUGGGCAGCUACAGCCGAUGGCGGCGUCGCGGCGGUCCGGGCCCGCGCUGUGGAGGAGCUGGGCGCCAUCAUGGCUCUAUUGAAGCACCGACGCACGAAGCGGCGGGUGCUGGCGGCGGUGACGCACUUGUUCUGGAACCCCGCGUACCCGGACGUCAAGGCAUUCCAGGCGGCGGUAUUGUGCGGGGAGAUGGCAGCAUUCCUGAGGCAACACGCCGGCGGCAGUGGUGGCGGUACUGUUAGUGGUGGCCAUGAUGGGGUUUCCCCUGGACCCGCCGGCCCGAGCGACGACGUGUCUGUGGUGCUGGCGGGCGACUUCAACAGCCUCUGCCGCAAGCGAGUGCCCGACGUGUUCGAUCCCAAGAUCCCUCGUGGCCGUGACGGCCUGGUCAGCGGUGUCUACACCCUACUGACCCGCGGGUCACUUUCCCCCCACCACCCCGAUCACCCUGCAUCCCGUCGCCGACCCGGGGAAACGAGCAAUCCGGAUUUCCGAGGAGUGGAGCUCACCACUGCCGGCUUCAAACUGGCCUCAGCUUACUGCCUGGCGAACGGCAGGGACCCGCCCCUCACCACUCGCACCGCCACCUUCGCCGGCUGCCUGGACUACAUAUUCGUGUCGCCACAGCACUUUGAUGUGACUGAGACACUCGGCAUGCCGUACGACAUGCCGUACGGUGCCGUACGUGAUCCGCUGUCGGAUGUGGCGUUUCCGCCCAUCCCCAACGAGGUCUUUCCCUCCGAUCACGUUUCCCUUGUGGCGAUGUUGAGGUUUAAAAGCUAA